UCUCAAUUAUAUUUUAUUCUUUGCUUUGGCGUUGCCCAAAUUCACAAUUUUAUUGGGUGUCCUAUAUUUUUAUGUUCCACCAUCCAUAGCCAUUAGCCAUUCUUUUAUGAGCUAUGAAUGCUUUAGUAGUAGUGGAAUACGUAACUUACUAUGAAUAAUAAUGAAUAUUAUCUAUAAAUUAGUGUUUUUUGCAGCGUUUUAGUACAUAAUAAAUUGUAUUAUACAGUUUUUUUUCUGAAUGUGCAGUGUUUUGUGAUAAUUAGUGCUUGGAAAUAUUAGCAAUGGCAGUGAGUGGUUUUUAUAAGGGAGCUAUAAAUGUAGACGCUGACCCGGCUGUUUAUUAUUCCGGGCAGGUUGUAUCUGGCUCAGUUUUUUUUGACCUCGAGCAACCGCUAAACUUUUCGGUUCUUUAUAUACAGUUUCUUGGUGAAGCAAAUGUAUCCUGGAUAGAGAUUGAAACUGAAAGAAUAAAUGGUGUUGAGAAUGAGAAGAGGGUCGAUUAUUUGGGCCGUGAAGAAUAUGUUAACCUUACACAACCAUUGGCAGGAGGGGCAGGUCCAGCACAGCUACCAGUUGGUAGUCACAAUCUCCCCUUUAAGUUCCAAAUACCGAUCACUGCGCCAUCUACUUUCGUAGGAGAGAAGGGUCACAUCACUUACUCUCUCACUGCUUACCUAAUGUACCCUGAUGGGGUAACCAAGGAAGACUUGAAUAAAGAAAUCGAAGUUGUUGCUCCAUUUGAUUUAAAUUUGGGAAGCCCUAGGAUCAGAGAACCAAUUGACCUGGAGUUUGAGGAGUUGCACGGCUGCGGGUGUUUCUGCAACCCGGACCCUGUGACGGUCCGCAUACGACUCCCGUUAUCUGGGUACUGCCCCGGACAAACCAUUCCGGUGGCCGUCGAAGUCGAUAACGAGAGCAAUGUGGAGAUCACCAAAAUGAAAUUCCAGCUUGUUUCUAAAGAGUUAUACCGCAGCAUCCACCCGGCGUCAGAGUACGUGCUUCCGGAGAAGUUUCUGGUGUCCGCUAAGAGCGGCCCCGUCAUGGGUCACAGCAAGCGCAAUUUUACAUACAACCUGAAAGUCCCUCACUUUAUAGCGCCUUAUCUUGAGAACUGUACUAUCAUCGAUGUCGGAUACUUCUUUCGGAUCACAAUAAAACUAUCCGGAUGUACUGACGAUUUGGAUGACGAGGCGGAAAUUUGUUUAGGCUUAGUGCCCGUGAGUGGGUUCUUAGAAGGCGAGUAUACGCAUCCACUAGCCAACCGGCUUCCUAAGGGACCCAUCCCCGUGGCCGCAGCAACUGAGUUGCUGCCUCCGCCCGCCGCCGUCGGUCUAAAUGGCUCUACUUCCAGCCUCCAGCGUCUCCAGUACAAUGCCGUAACAUCUGCGUAUCCUAGUAACCCACCACCCUAUCCAAGCGGGAAUGUGCCUUAUCUCUCACAGGAUACGUUCCAAUCUGCCGAAUCAAUAGAAAUGAAGCCGAAACCAGGGUCUGAUUAUCAGAUUGGUUUUAAGGCGCCUACGGUUCCUGUGGGCAAUGUUCCAUACACUCCGAUGUUUCCUAAUCCGUACGCCUCGCAGACCGCUGUGGCAGGGGGCCCCGCCCCUUACCCGACAAACAUGGCGGCCGGGAACAACGGCCUGCCGCCACACACGCAGGGCGGCUUCGUGCCCUCCGCACCUCCCCCUACCGACUAAUAUGUACUUAUUAACAUGAGGCCUUCUGGUAUGUAAGUCUUAAGCUAAGUAUUCACUAUAACAUAAAUACCUAUUUGUAAUCGAAAGUCGUAGUCGUCUAAUACGUACGUUUUUGACAAGCAUUUGUACAAGUUUCGUAUUCACCCCGAAUACUGUUAAUGGAUAUAAACGUAGCAUUAGUCUACGGACGCUUAUUUCAAUAAUAAAGAAUAUAAGAAUACCCGUUUAAAGACAAUGUAAGUAAAAAUAUUAUGUGGUAACUACAACAUUACAAUCAAGUUACUACUAUCUUAAGAGGCAUAUAAUUAUUUAAUAUGAAUGUUUACUGUAGAGUUUCGCGCAAUUUUGUUUUUAACGAUAUACAAUUUAUACCGUACUGUUGUACUUAAUAAUAAUGUAUCUAGUAUCUACCCCCUCGGGGCUAGUCGUUCUCUCUCUCCAUGGGAAUAACGCAUGCCCAGAGGGUACAUUAGUAUGCUUUUCCAAACCUUGAGAUAUAAAUAAAAAAUGUAUCUGAAGGUCUAUGUAGGAGCAUACAUCCGCAGGGCAGCUUGUGGCG
Molecule: messenger RNA, 2256 nt
Organism: Trichoplusia ni (cabbage looper)
Lineage: Eukaryota; Metazoa; Arthropoda; Insecta; Lepidoptera; Noctuidae
Product: arrestin domain-containing protein 2-like
Exons: 6
Coding region: 282-1697 (471 amino acids)
Biological process (GO): protein transport
Cellular component (GO): cytoplasm
Source: RefSeq, a predicted model, not a curated record